Lotus japonicus is the source of this 4111-nucleotide messenger RNA. RefSeq names its product LRR receptor-like serine/threonine-protein kinase RGI5. The coding region runs from base 577 to 3816 and encodes 1079 amino acids. Gene Ontology annotation, biological process: protein phosphorylation. Gene Ontology annotation, cellular component: plasma membrane. NCBI's taxonomy places the organism in Eukaryota, Viridiplantae, Streptophyta, Magnoliopsida, Fabales, Fabaceae. The transcript is spliced from 2 exons. The record is from RefSeq and is a predicted model, not a curated record. Gene Ontology annotation, molecular function: protein kinase activity; protein binding; ATP binding.
AGUAUUUAAAUGCUCAAGAGAUAACCGAGAGGGAGGUUUUCAAAGUUCUUUGAACUCAAAAAAGUUCAGCCACCACACUACCACCGCUGAAGAAAGCUCAUUGGUUAGGCUAUUAUUACCAGCCAAGCGAAUCAUGGAAACCAAGAAUGGUGCCACCCUUCCUCUACCAUUCAGCAUAGCAGCAUAGUCCAACAUGAUCACAGUAGCAUGUCUUUAGCUCUAUUAAUUGUUUUGUAGCAGAGUUUGGAAGAAGAACAAGUACUUUCUGGUGAGCAGAGAAAUAGGAAGAAGAACUAUUCAUAUUCACUGUCCUUUCCUUUUGACCAAUCCUCUGCUUGCAUAACCUUCCUUCUUUAAGAAACAUGACACAAUCUCUUUUGUUUCACAUGCUGGCAUUGAAAACCUUAGAGUGAAACUGAAGCAUCUUACCUCAAUCCAAACCCCUCUGUCACAUGCAUCUUGUCUCCUUGAUUCAACUUUUAUCAGUUUCAGUUUCACCACCAUCUUCUUAAACAACACCCCAUUAUUAGUCUCCAACUCCAACUCCAAGCCAUUUUCACUUUUUUCACAAUCCAAAUGGGAAAUACUGUUACCACCUUGUUAUUUUCCUUGUUCUUCUUCUUCUGCCUUACCCUAACAAAGAUUGAAGUGAUAACUUGUCUCUCUUCUGAUGGACAAGCCUUGCUUUCUCUUGUGUCUGGAACUGCAAAAUCAUCACCAAGACAUUCUGUUCUCUCCUCAUGGAACCCAUCAAGCUCAACACCAUGUUCAUGGAAAGGCAUUACUUGCUCCCCACAAGGUAGAGUAAUUUCUCUCUCUAUCCCAGACACUUUCCUCAACAUUACCUCUUUACCCCCUCAGCUAUCCUCUUUGUCAAUGCUGCAACUUCUCAACCUCUCUUCCACCAAUGUCUCUGGCUCAAUCCCACCAUCUUUUGGUGAACUCACCCAUCUUGAGCUUCUAGACCUCUCUUCCAACUCUCUCACUGGUUCCAUUCCUGCUGAGCUUGGAAAACUCUCUUCACUUCAGUUCCUUUUCUUGAACUCCAACAGAUUGAGUGGGAAUAUUCCUCAAGAUCUUUCAAACCUUACCUCACUUGAAGUUCUCUGCCUCCAAGACAAUCUUCUCAAUGGAUCAAUACCAUCACAGUUAGGCUCUUUAACAUCUUUGCAGCAGUUCAGGAUUGGGGGUAAUCAAUAUCUCACUGGACAAAUCCCAUCUCAGUUAGGGUUUCUUACCAACCUCACAAUAUUUGGUGCUGCCUCCACUGGACUUUCUGGUGCCAUUCCCUCCACAUUUGGGAACUUGAUCAAUCUCCAAACUUUAGCACUUUAUGAUACUGAUGUUUCUGGUUCAAUACCACCAGAACUUGGGUUUUGCUCUGAGUUGAGGAAUUUGUAUUUGCACAUGAGUAAGCUCACUGGCUCUAUCCCUCCUCAAUUGGGUAAGUUGCAGAAACUCACAAGCUUGCUUCUUUGGGGGAAUUCAUUAUCUGGGCCAAUCCCACCUGAGAUUUCUAACUGUUCAUCACUUGUUAUAUUUGAUGCCUCUUCUAAUGAACUUUCUGGUGAGCUACCUGGGGAUUUUGGGAAGCUAAUGUUUCUGCAACAGCUUCAUCUUUCUGACAAUUCACUCUCAGGUCAAGUACCAUGGCAGUUGAGCAACUGCACUAGCCUUGCCAUUGUUCAGCUUGACAAGAAUCAAUUUUCAGGUUCAAUUCCAUGGCAGGUUGGAAAAUUGAAACUCUUGCAGAGUUUUUUCUUGUGGGGAAAUUCAGUUUCUGGAACAAUACCAUCCUCUUUUGGGAACUGCACAGAGCUCUAUUCACUUGACCUUUCAGGGAACAAGCUAACAGGAUCCAUCCCAGAGGAAAUUUUCAGGUUGAAGAAGCUGAGUAAGCUUCUGCUUCUUGGGAAUUCUUUAACAGGAAGGUUGCCACCAAGUAUUGCAAAUUGUCAAUCUUUAGUGAGGCUAAGGGUUGGAGAAAACCAGCUUUCAGGACAGAUUCCUAAAGAGAUAGGCCAGUUGCAGAAUCUAGUGUUUCUUGACUUGUACAUGAAUCAUUUCUCUGGAAACUUGCCAGUGGAGAUUGCCAACAUCACAGUUCUUGAGCUCUUAGAUGUGCAUAACAACUACCUCACUGGGGAAAUUCCAUCUGUGUUUGGGGGACUUGAGAAUUUGGAGCAGCUUGAUCUCAGUCGAAACAGUUUGACAGGUGAAAUACCAUGGAGCUUUGGGAAUCUCAGUUAUUUGAACAAACUCAUCCUGAACAAUAAUUUACUGACAGGGUCAAUUCCAAAAUCCAUUAGAUAUUUGCAGAAGCUAACUCUGCUGGAUUUGAGUUAUAACUACUUUUCUGGUGGCAUACCUCCUGAGAUUGGUUAUGUUACAAGCUUAACCAUCAGUUUGGACUUGAGCUCAAAUGCAUUUACAGGAGAAAUCCCAGAUUCAAUGUCUUCUUUGACACAGUUACAAUCAAUUGAUCUUUCUCAUAAUGCGCUAUAUGGAGGAAUUAAGGUUCUAGGAUCUCUCACUAGUCUCACUUUCCUCAAUAUCUCUUACAACAACUUCUCAGGUCCUAUCCCGGUAACUACAUUCUUCAGAACUCUAUCUUCCAAUUCAUAUCUUCAUAACCUGAAUCUAUGCCAGUCCAGUGAUGGAACUACGUGUUCUUCAAGAGUGAUUCGAAAAAAUGGCGUAGAAUCUGUAAAAACCAUAGUUUUGGUCAUGGUAAUUCUAGCCUCAGUUGCCGCAAUUGUCAUUGCAUCGUGGAUCCUAGUAGCUCGCAAUUACAGAUAUAAUGUUGAAAGAACUUUGGGGAUAUCGUCCUUGACAUCAGGAGUUGAGGAUUUCUCUUACCCUUGGACUUUCAUUCCAUUUCAAAAACUGAACUUCAGCAUAGAUAAUAUCCUGGAUUGCUUGAAGGAUGAGAAUGUGAUUGGAAAGGGUUGUUCUGGUGUUGUGUACAAAGCUGAGAUGCCAAAUGGGGAGUUGAUAGCAGUGAAGAAGCUUUGGAAAGCAAACAAAACUGAGGAAACGAUUGAUUCUUUCGCUGCAGAGAUUCAGAUUCUCGGGUACAUUCGGCAUAGGAACAUUGUGAGGCUCAUAGGUUACUGUUCUAACAGGAGUGUUAAGCUCCUGCUCUAUAACUUCAUCCCAAAUGGCAAUCUACGACAGCUUUUGGAAGGGAACAGGAACCUAGAUUGGGAGACUAGGUACAAGAUUGCUGUUGGAUCAGCUCAGGGUCUAGCUUACCUUCACCAUGAUUGUGUCCCUGCAAUUCUCCAUAGAGAUGUUAAGUGCAAUAACAUACUUCUAGAUUCCAAAUUUGAGGCAUGUCUUGCUGAUUUCGGUCUUGCAAAGCUAAUGAGUUCACCAAAUUAUCAUCAAGCAAUGUCCAGGGUUGCUGGUUCCUAUGGCUAUAUUGCACCAGAGUAUGGCUACUCCAUGAACAUAACAGAGAAGAGUGAUGUCUACAGUUAUGGAGUGGUUUUACUAGAGAUAUUAAGCGGGCGCAGCGCAGUAGAAUCUCAUUUCGGAGAUGGACAACACAUAGUUGAGUGGGUGAAGAGGAAGAUGGGAAGCUUUGAACCAGCUGUGUCAAUACUAGACUCAAAGCUCCAAAGUCUACCAGAUCAAAUGGUUCAAGAGAUGCUCCAAACACUUGGAAUUGCCAUGUUUUGUGUGAACUCUUCUCCGACAGAACGCCCCACCAUGAAGGAAGUGGUUGCUCUACUCAUGGAGGUGAAGAGCCAGCCAGAGGAAAUGGGAAAGACCUCACAACCUCUAAUAAAGCAGUCCUCAACUCAAAGCUGAUUUUUUUGGCACUCCCUUUAUUUUACUUUCAUUGGUUGGUUAGUGAUUAAUUAUCCUCUCUUCUCAAACAGUAUGGUGUUAUUGUGGAGACUUGAAAGUAACAUUUAUUGUACAGUUCUAGAAAUUUAGAGAUAUCAGUUAUCAGCAGCAUGUGCUUGCGGAGUAGAAGCAAUUUUAGUGUUUCGCCUUGCUGUUGAAUAACCAUACUCUAUGAUCAUGUCAUGUUUUCAAGAUGCUAAUGUAUGUCUCAAUUAAUUUGCUGAGUCCUGAAUAGUUCACUGAGUGGGCUUGAGAA